Molecule: messenger RNA, 1708 nt
Organism: Salvelinus sp. IW2-2015
Lineage: Eukaryota; Metazoa; Chordata; Actinopteri; Salmoniformes; Salmonidae
Product: rap guanine nucleotide exchange factor-like 1
Source: RefSeq, a predicted model, not a curated record
AGUUUAGACCCCAACUGAGUUCCCCCUUCAAAAAAAUGUAAACGUUUGUUUACAACGUUUACAUUGUACAUUGUUGGUCGGGGCCCCCUAGCGGCCGGGGGCACUAGACAACCACCUAUAUCAUGUAUGCCUAGGGCCGGCCCUGGUUUUCAGUGGGAGUGAGCAGCUGCCAUUCAGCAGGCACUGAGGAGUACUGACUGCAACAAACGCGCAACUGCAGAUGAAGGAAGGAAGGGAGGGAGUGAGUGGGCGAGUUAAUAUAGCAGCGGUCCCAAAUACAACACAUUCACACUCUUCGUGGGUGUGUGUUUGUCCACACAGAGCUAGAACCACUGCAUUCAAUAAGCAUUCAAACGGAGAAGGGGAGAGGGAAACACUGGUACUUAUCUGAACAAGCUCCCACACAUGCUGAGGGGCCGAGGCCAUUCCCACUGGCGAUAUUACUGCAGUAGAUUGCUUUGACGCCAGCAGCAAGACAUACGCCAUGCGGCAGAGACGCGUCGCAUUUGUCGCUGGUAAAAAGCUACUGGGGCGCCUAUUUACCACCCCCCGCUGUUAUCCUUAUUUUGUUUCGGUUUAUCGCACUGUGCUCUGCUGAGAGUGUGAGUUCGGCACCUUGCGUUCGUCAUCCAGUGUAUUUUGUCCGCUGCUUGAAACUGACAAACAUUGUUCCUUGACGCGCCCGAAACGUCUGCAGAGGUGGAGGAGACGCCAGGGAGCGGUUGUUGUGGAGCAGGUUUGGAUAUUUUGCGAUAAAUGCCACUCAGCCAGAACGUGCAGUCGUCUGUGAGCACGCUGUCGCCGAGGUCGAUAGACUGCUGCUUCACAAAUCGGAUUUUUUACACUGAUCUUUUAAAAUCAUGAUUUGACAAAUGGGUUAAUUAUUUCCAUGCAAGAGCCUACUACGAAGACAGGUCAAUAGAAGUACGCAUGGAUGCUUGUAUAAUGUAGUCACACAACGAUAGUUCCUGCAGAGGUAUUCAGUUCAUAUCAAUAACCAUCGAAGAAAGCAUUUUUUGCGGUAUUGUAUCAAAAUGCCGGCGGGAAUGAAGCCCCUGGAAAAGUUUUUGAAGAAACAGACAACGGCGCUCACAAGAGCUGGUGGCUUUGGGGAGAAGGCGACUGGCACUGGCGCUUCUCGGCGGCGAGCCAGCCUGUCUCGGGUGGUUCCGUUUUUCAGGGAGACUUCUCCAGAGAGCGGUCCGGCCAGGGAGGUGUUCAGCCCGGACACUGAGGAAGCACCUUGCUGGCCCUCGGCCACUGCGGACAUUAGGAGCCCGUCGCUGUCUAGCGAUGAGCAAAGCUCCGAGGCGAGUCUGGACACGAGCUGGACCCCGCUGCCUGCGGACACACCGGACAACCUGGCGCUGGCGCUCCUGGACAGUGUGGCGGGCAAACGAUAUGGCAACUGCACAGAAACACUCCUGGAUGACUUCAUGUUGACACACCCCAUCUUCCUGGCAUCGGACAGGUUCCAGCAGGUCCUACUCCAGCAAUUUGGUGUCGAGGGGAAGGCAGGGGAGGGCUGGCCCAGCUGGGACGGGGCAGAGAGGAAGCAGGCUGUGCUGAGUGUUGCCUUCCGCUACCUGGACACAUACAGAGAACUGCUGCAGGAAGAGGGCGAGAGGUCCAACAGCUUCCCCAAGGAGCUGUAUCUGUGUGCAGUCCAACAACUCAGUCAGUUCCCUGAGCUCGUGGAAGACGUGCU